Durusdinium trenchii is the source of this 381-nucleotide messenger RNA. The record is from the annotation of a GenBank genome assembly. NCBI's taxonomy places the organism in Eukaryota, Dinophyceae, Suessiales, Symbiodiniaceae.
AUGAUUAUCGGUGCCUCUUGGCUAUUUGGAGAGAUAUUUCUCCUGUUUCCUCGCUUUCCUGACCUCCCCUCAGCCACUUAUGUAACCAAGCUGGACUUUCUUUUUGACACUGACAUUGACUCUGAGAUCACCAAAAAGAAGUUCGACCCACAGACGCUGAUGGCGGCCACGCUGGCAGUGUGUGGAGUCGGCUUUUUGGAGUUGGCUGGCUCGCAGCAAUUCGUGAUAGGUUACAUCCGCUUAGAAGAGAUCAUGCAAGAUUCCCCUAAAGAUGCCCUGCCGGUCACAGCGGCUGGGAUUGCACUUUGUUGGGGUAAAGACGGUAAAGCUCUUGCUUGGUACACCGGUACACCAUGGUACACCUUUGCCUUCCACACUUAA